Messenger RNA from Dicrocoelium dendriticum, 616 nucleotides. The record is from the annotation of a GenBank genome assembly. NCBI's taxonomy places the organism in Eukaryota, Metazoa, Platyhelminthes, Trematoda, Plagiorchiida, Dicrocoeliidae.
GGUCAAUUGGCCGGGUUGGUACUCUCUCGUGGUGUAGUCGAGCCAGACGACCGCUUGCAGUGUCUAACCAACUGCAUUCCAAGAAUACAUUUAUUGGGUCAGGUAACAGAUGGAUCAGAAAAUACAGAGGCACCACAGCUGUAUCGGUCUUCUCUGAGCAACCUGAUCGUCAAAGCGGACAGCUUGCAAGAGAUGGGUAAUCUUAUUCGGAAUGUGGUCUUCUACAAUCCGCGCCUUCACCAAAGACCAGAAAAUCGUCCGGAACCGAUAGGGGUUCAAAUAAACACGUUCACGCGUUUCGACAACCGGUGCUCCACUGAGACCAUUACGGAAAAGGUCAUUCAGAUUGUGCAUCUUCCUCUAACCAAGCAAGCACUGGAUUCGCUUGGGUUAUAUUCGCCCACUCAUCCUUCCAGAUUGACCGGCUCCACCAGUCCUGUUGAGCCCAUCACUGACACUUUAUAUUCUCUGUCACUAAAGAUUGACGGUUCACCAGAUGGUUUGCAAGUGACUGAGGUUUCCGAGGCUUCAUUGUAUCAAGGCGUCUGGGUUUUUCCAUCAGCGGAUCUCUAUUGGAAGCCGAGUCAGAUCCAUAACUCUCUCGCAAUCGACCACA